Molecule: messenger RNA, 915 nt
Organism: Ilex paraguariensis (yerba mate)
Lineage: Eukaryota; Viridiplantae; Streptophyta; Magnoliopsida; Aquifoliales; Aquifoliaceae
Source: the annotation of a GenBank genome assembly
AUGAGCACGAAAAUUGAGCAGGCAUCUGCUGCUAUUCAGACUGCUGUAACAGCUACACCAUCAACAAGUGCAUCCAAGAGUGGUAGUGAGGUGGUGAAUGAAGAAAGUGCUAAACAGGUGCAGCGGAAAACUAAAUGGGGCCCUGAUCUGACACAGGAUGCUGCUGUUAGAAAGGGAAGAGCUUUAGCUUAUCAGACUCGGGUGGAUCAAAUUACACGAAAGCUAAACUCAGGAAAGUUGGAGAUGGCGGAAAAUUUAGCCUCACCAUCAGCAUCCCAGAUGAUGGAUUAUGAGUCUUCAGGUCAACAUAUUAGUAAUGAGGAGUCAGAACUAUUGGAACUCGAAAGGCGUGAAGCUAUUGGUGAAAUACUAGAGCUGAAUCCAAGUUAUAAGGCUCCUGCUGAUUAUAAACCUUUGUUUAAAGAGUCCAAAGUUCCAAUUCCUACAAGUUUGUUGUGUGUUGAUAACUCUGUGUGGGAUAUGCAUCUCAUGACUGUCCAGUACUGUAAUUGCAUACUCAAGUUCUCAGUAUUCAUGAAUUCUGUAAACGAUGAGACUAGUACCUAUGUCUUGGAACCAACCGGAGAAGCAGUCUCCUUCGCUGCAAGGGUUAGAAACCCUAAUCUGAACACCCAAGCAGCGCACACCCACCGCCAAUACUCAGGGUCGAAGAAAGCUAAAACUGUGAUCACCACAGCCACACGGCGGACAACAAUAAUCACUAUUAUGAUGCUGACCUUUGGCAACAACGAACUAUCUCAUACUCCGACGAAUCACACAUCGACGAACACCAUAUGCCGGAUUUCAUCACCUACCACAACCGAUAUCAACACAAGCACUAGCCAUGGCUACUGGUCAAACAACGACCCUAUGCCAUGGCCAUGGAUGCACUAGCGACGGAACAAUAAAUAACGA